Messenger RNA from Dunckerocampus dactyliophorus (ringed pipefish), 3103 nucleotides. RefSeq lists its product as uncharacterized. The record is from RefSeq and is a predicted model, not a curated record. Bases 5 to 2272 code for a protein of 755 amino acids. Lineage: Eukaryota; Metazoa; Chordata; Actinopteri; Syngnathiformes; Syngnathidae. The transcript is spliced from 13 exons.
CAUCAUGGCAGCAGGUGCCAUCCUCCUUCUGCUCUUUGCAGUUCUGGGAUUUGGCUCAGCUGAAGACUUUUAUGGGGAUAGCAUUAGUUUUGUUCAUCUGCACAAGGACCCGGGUGGAUAUUUGAAGGUGGCCUUUCAUCACCGACAGAAUGGCAGGGAUCGUUGUGAUUAUCCGUCAUCGUAUACGUGCAUGGGAUGUACGGGCCUGGUCAACAGCAGCGUCAUGCAAACAGACCAGGACACCUCAGGCCAGCACAGGUGGUGUCAAUCUGAGGGACAUACCAUGGCAAACGUCUCCAUGAACGCUUCCUACAUUUCCCUGAGUAACACAGGUUGUUGCUGGGCAACUAACAACGAUACAAAAACAAAUUGGACAAGCCAUGCCCAUUUGGACCUCCGUACUCGAUCGGACACUGAAGGCCUGAACAAUUGUCCAGUAACGACCACGGUGUCCUCCCUGAGGGUUCCCCAGAACUGUUUUCCAGAGCUUCAUCUUUUGGCUUAUGAUCCAGAUGAAGAUCAUGUGAAGUGCCACUUUGCUGAAAACGCCGCCGUUCAUGCCAACAUUACUCUGAAUGAGACUACCUGCACACUACACAAGACAGGGGAGGUCGGUAUUGGUGUCUAUGUGUUUGAGGUGAUGCUUGAGGACUUCCCCACAAAAAACAUUAAUUUAUCCUAUGCAAAUGGCACAUCUACGUAUUGGGAGGCCUAUAAUGGAAGUGCAUCGCAUCUCUGCAGCCUCAAACUGCAGUUCCUGUUAGAAAUCCUCCCACCAUUGCCAGACUGCGAACUAGGUCACGUGUUGCCCAAGUUCUUGUACCCGACACCCAAACAUGGUGCUGUGCUUCAUGCCACAGUGGGAUACAAAUUCAUGCUUCACGCCAAAGCGCAGGCUCACCAUGCCACAAUUACUGACUUCCAGGUCAGCGGCCCAUAUAACAUGACUAAGGAGUUCAGUGAUGGUCAACAUGGAAAAGCUGAACUGAAGUUGAGCUGGACACCACAACACAGUGAUGCAGAAAGAGUCGCCCCAGUGUGCUUCACUGCAGAGACAAAUGAAUCCCAAUCAGAGAUGAGGUGUGUUGCAGUUGUGGUGAGCGAACCGACGCCCUUCCAUGGUAAAACAGCUGUGACAUGCAUGGCCAACAUGAUGAUGGUUGCCAUUGAGAGAUCUGCAUUGCCCGAUGUGGAUGUGCACUAUCUCUCGCUGAUGGAUCCAUCCUGCUCGGUCACCUAUAACGAUACUCACAUCAUGGGUUCCAUGCAGUUCAGCAACUGUGGCACAAUGGUUGAGGAUGAAGAACACUACAUUUAUUUCAAGAAUCAGAUCCAAACCCUGCGCAAUCCAGAACAAAUUGUAAUACGAAGAAAGACGGUGAAGAUCGGCUUCUCGUGCCAGUUCCCCAAAAGCGCCAGCAUCUCGUCUAAUUAUAACGUCCAGAAGUCCGACUAUAUUUUCAGCGACUCGGAAGUGGACAGCUUCAGUUAUUCUUUCGACGUGUACACCAACAGCAACUUUACGGACAAAGUGCAGCCCAGUGCUUAUCCAGUGCAGGUUACGUUUCAGCAAACCAUUUUUAUGGGCAUCAAGGCUGAAUCGCAACUAGCAAACGUGACUUUCUUUGUGGAGUCAUGCAAAGCCACCCCCGAUGACAACCCUGGCAACGCUCUCUUCUACGACCUGGUCAAGGAUGGAUGUGUGAGAGAUAGUUCUCUAAAAGUCCAAGUUGUUGAUGCGUUGACGUACCACUUGGAGGUUUCAACCUUCAGUUUUGGUGGAGGCAAUGAUCAGGUGUACAUUACCUGCACUGUCCUCAUGUGCGACAUCAACAAUCCCUUCUCCAGAUGUGCCAUGGGCUGCCUGAACGAGGCCUUCCGCAGACGCAGGCGAUCCGUGGGCUUACAGUCCUCCAUCCAAUCCCUCACUCAGGGUCCGUUUCAGUUUGUCAGCGAGGCUCUUCCAAGCGCAUUUGUCAACCACAAGCCUGACGUCAUGAAGGAGGCUGAUGUUAAGGAGGCGAAGGCCGACAAUGCGGUGAAGAUCGCUGAGAGAGAGGACAGUACUCUGAUGAAAAAGAGUGACAUGCUUGUGCCAGUUUCUUGGGAAACUAGAGGGCACGUGGGAAUGAAGGAGAUGCUGAGCAGCAACACGAGCACAGGGAUCUUUGCUGGCGCGUGCUCAUUGUCUGUGGUGGCGUUGGCCGUGGUUGUGGCCCACUACACUCGCAAGAGCAAAGCAAAUGACCAGAAGCCUCUUUUGCGUUCCUAGUGGGCUAACUAAAUCCAGCCAUCAGCUCAUAAUUUAUGUACUUUAUAGUCUAACCUUCCCUUUUACAAACUCAUUCAAUGGGGCUAUAUUAUUGUUGUUAUUACGUUUUACACGGCAUUAUCUUGAUGCUUGAUGACUGACACAGGCCUGGGUUGUUUUACAAACUUUGCAAGAAGUCAGACAAAUGUUAUCCACAGUGAACCGAAUGAGGGCUAAUAUGUUUUAGGGAGAACCUGCUCAUGCUUGCACUGCACUGCACUGCACUGCAACAAUCGCAACUCCAAAUUUCCUUUAUGUUUUGAGAACGAUGCCAUUUGUUUAUUAAAAAGGUUGUGUUAUUAAAAAACAACAGUAUUAUCUGAAAAUCAAAUGAAGACAAUGCCUUUUAGUGGUGUGUGGCGCACACUUGUUGCAAAAACAAAUUGAAAUUAGUACUAUGAUUUUAUUAUUUGACCCUGGGAUUUUAGCCUGACCGUCUUAAUCCACUGGCAACGGUCGCACAGACUGUUUGGGUUCAGAGGUUUACGUUUGGACACCCCUGGCAUACAUCAUCUUACUGCUUCCUCCUUCACUGUUAGGUCAUGUGUCAACAUCAUCACUCUAAAGUCCCGAUUUCCUGUGUCUGUACUGUUUACUAACACAUAUAUGCAGAAAUCAUCAAAAUAAAGUCAUAUGCUUAAAAAAAAGAUGUUGACACGUGCAAUACUUUAGGGUGGAGGCAGAAAAAAAAAGAAGGUAGGAGCCGUGAAUGUUAUCACGGUAAAUGCUUGAAAUGUUUGUAUAAAUGACACAUGGCCAAUUAAAGCUGCACCUGUGCCGAAACUGGACCAG